Messenger RNA from Tachysurus fulvidraco (yellow catfish), 1457 nucleotides. It is a transcript of the gene gnb3b, whose product is annotated as guanine nucleotide binding protein (G protein), beta polypeptide 3b. Bases 245 to 1261 code for a protein of 338 amino acids. Lineage: Eukaryota; Metazoa; Chordata; Actinopteri; Siluriformes; Bagridae. The record is from RefSeq and is a predicted model, not a curated record. The transcript has 9 exons. Gene Ontology annotation, biological process: G protein-coupled receptor signaling pathway. Gene Ontology annotation, molecular function: protein binding; signaling receptor complex adaptor activity. Gene Ontology annotation, cellular component: cytoplasm; heterotrimeric G-protein complex.
GAGGAAGGGAGAGAAAAAAGUGUCUUUUUCACAGGCAAGUUGCCACCAGUCUCUCAGGGGAACCCAUGAAAGUCAGAGUUUGAGAGCUCAGAAGAAAGACAGACCACUGGAUUGAGGUGUGCUGAAAAGUGGAGCUUCACUAAAGAAGAGAAACACUAAUUCUUGAGGAAUAACAGAGAGUAGGCACUUUGGUCACCUUGCAUCCAUUCACUCUAAUCAGUAAUUACAGUCACCAACUGCUGCCAUGGGUGAAAUGGAGAAGAUGAAAAAGGAGGUCGAAUCCCUGAAGGCACAGAUCGAGGCAGCACGCAAGGCAGCUCAUGACACAGACUUGGCUGCUGCUGCCUAUGGAGUGUCAACUAAACCCUCCAUACAGCUGAAGACCAGGAAGACACUGAAAGGCCACUUGGCCAAGAUCUACGCCCUGCACUGGGCCACAGAUAGCAAACUCAUGGUCAGUGCCUCACAGGAUGGAAAACUCCUCAUUUGGGACACUCACUCAGGAAACAAGAUUAAUGCAGUUCCUCUGAAGUCCUCCUGGGUGAUGACCUGUGGUUAUUCUCCCUCUGGAACCUUUGUAGCCAGUGGUGGUCUUGACAACAUGUGCACCGUGUACAACUUGAAGACACCUGUGGUGAAGAUUGUAAAGGAAUUAGAUGCACACACAGGUUACCUCUCCUGUGCCCGCUUUCUUAAUGACAAUGAAAUCCUCACUUCCUCUGGCGACACCACCUGUGCACUGUGGGAUAUAGAGACUGGCAAGCAGAAGAUUGUUUAUAUUAACCAUGUGGGUGACUGCAUGUGUCUGGCUCUGAACCCUGAUAUGAACGUCUUCAUUUCUGGGGCCUGUGACUCGUUGGCCAAACUGUGGGACAUCAGAGAGGGAAAAUGCACACAGACAUUCCAGGGUCACACCAGCGAUGUAAAUGCUAUUGCUUUCUUGAAUAAUGGAAACGCUUUUGUGACUGGCUCAGAUGACUGUACCCUCAAGAUGUUUGAUGUCCGCUCUGAUCAGGAGGUCAUGUGCUAUGAGGACGGACAGAUGAACAGUGCUGUGACAUCGCUGGCCCUGUCUAUGUCAGGCCGCCUCAUAUUUGCUGGAUAUGACAACUUUAACUGCAACAUCUGGGACUCGCUAAAGGGCGAGAAAGUUGGAGUGUUGUCUGGGCACGACAACAGAGUGAGCUGCACCGGAGUACCACUGGAUGGUAUCUGUGUGUGCACUGGCUCAUGGGACAGCUUUCUAAAGGUCUGGAACUGAUCUCCUCCAAAUACCCCAAAAAAGGGCAAAAGGAAAAAAGGGUAGAGUUGGAGGGGAGAUGUAGUUAGACAAGGAAAAAAAGAAAGUCAUGAAAAAGAUCAUGGAACCUGUCAGACAUUAAAUGUCACAAAACAUCUCUCUCUCUCUCUCUCUCUCUCUCUCUCUCUCUCUCUCACUCACUCUCUCUCUCUCUCCC